This is a messenger RNA of Ciona intestinalis (vase tunicate), 2225 nucleotides long. NCBI's taxonomy places the organism in Eukaryota, Metazoa, Chordata, Ascidiacea, Phlebobranchia, Cionidae. The record is from RefSeq and is a predicted model, not a curated record.
GAAAUGGCAGAAAACCAAUACAGUCAGAUAUUUGGGUUCGUCGUGUAAUUUAUUUAUAAACAAACACGAAUGGAGUGUAACGAAAGUAUACAAGAAUUAAUUCAAAUUUCGUUUACUUGUAAACUAUGUGGUUAUGGUGGCCAAGUGGAAGACGACAUUAAACAACACAUUAAAACGGAACACAAUGACAAUGAAAAGGUCCAGACAGCGAACACAGAAUCCACAGCCAAAGUGAAAGAGGAGAACCAUGUAUCAAAUCAAAGAGGGAAUUUAAAGAGAAAAUGUAAAACGAAGAAUGAAGACUUUGUAUAUUACGACCAGAAAACAAGCAAAACUCAACAAAACACCAAUGCUGAGAUUACCUCAUUGGAAAAGCAGCAAUGUUCUAAAACAGAUUCAUGUACUGAGCUUGCUUCUGAUAAUUUGAAGUUUUCUGACUCAAUGCAAUGCCAAGUUUGUAAAAGAAAAUUUAAAUCAGAUGAGGACCUAACAAUACACAUAGACUCACAUUAUGGUGACAAGUUUAAAUGUGUGAUGUGCGAUUAUGAAAACAAAAAUUGGACCCAAGUGAAAAUACACAUGGAGACUCACAACCAUCCUUCCACCAACCCUUGUAAUGAAUGUGGAGAAACAUUCGCAAGUUCUUUUACACUUUAUAGUCAUAGGAGAUACACACAUAUGGGUGGCGAGCACUUAUGUGAUGAAUGUGGUUUCCAUGCAGCGUCUAAAUAUAUUUUACUUCAACAUCAGUUAUCUAAGCAUUCCAAUCACCAGUGUUGCCAGUUCUGUCCAUAUACCUCAGAUAAUCAGAGAGAUUUAUUAGACCACAUCAAACUACGACAUGAGAAUGGUUUCACUUGCAAGUAUUGCGUGGCUUCAGUGGGGAAUCCACAGUAUAAGACAAAGGAGGAUUUGAACACACACUGUAGUGUUGCACAUCCUGGUUCUAAACAUUUCUUCUGCCAGCAAUGUAAUUAUGUAGCAAAAUUGAGCCACCACUUACGGAAACACAUGAAUGUUCAUACAGGAGCUCAACCUUACGCUUGUCGUUAUGAUGGGUGUAACUUUAGAACUAAAGACCAUAAAAACAGGAAGCAGCAUGAGUUAACAAAACAUAAGAAACCCGGUGACUUGGUUUGCCGUUCAUGUAGUUUUGUUACAACAAAUCAAAAUGAGUGGGACGUGCAUAGAGCGAUGUAUCAUAUGCAGGAGUUUAAAUGCGACGCUUGUGAUUUUAAAUCAAAUAGUCAAGCUUCAAUACGUCGUCAUCGUCUGUCAAAACACAUUCCUGAAGAUAAAAUGAGAUAUCUAUGUUCGUAUGACGGCUGCAGUUACAUCACUAAUUUAAAAGAGAAUUUACAAAAGCAUUCCUUAACGCACCAGGAGAAAGAUCAGCCAUUUAUGUGCCCUAUAUGUCGAAAAACUUUUGAAAUCCGAGACAAUUAUAAAAAUCACCUGCAAGAACAUCACCCCGCAGUUAAGAUAUACGUCUGCGAGAAAUGUUCGUUUUCAACCAAGAAUAACCAAGGAUAUAAACGCCACAUCCUACGUCACAAUGCUACUAAAAGUUUCCAUUGCAAGAUAUGCCGUUAUAAAGGACGUACGAAACAAUUAUUACAAAGUCACAUGAAAUGUAGACAUAAUAAUCAUGUACCAAAGAAUGAAUCCACAAGUACGCCAGAGGUGAAACCAUUAACCUCACAAAUGUAUCCUUCUAGUUCUGUGCAUUCACCCCAGCUGCUUGGACAUUCUUUAUUGGAGCUUCAGACACCUCCUGCUACACAAGUUCGUCUGCAAUCAUUCCCUUCAACUCCGCACGUCACUGCUGACGUCACAAACGUUGCUGACGUCACAAACGUACAGUUAAACCACGUGACGUUAAACACUCCUACCACUGUGAUCAUACAGCCAGGGGAAUCGCCGAUGUGCUACGGGACCUCACCCGACUUAUUGGCCAAUUAACAUAUAGUGGGAUGGGGGAAGAUGGGACACCUUCGGCGCAUAAUAUCCGAAUAUCCUGAUCGUGUUUUAAACAAUUAACAACGGUCUAUGGGAGUCUUGAGCAUAUAGUUUUAUAAUUCUUUGAAUGUUCCUUGUUUACUACCACAUUGGACGAGAAAAUCGAGUUAAAAUGUGUCCCAACUUCCCCCACCCUACUAUAUAUUGCAACGUUGAUAUAUGCCGUUAUUUUAUGAUGUGAAUGAAAUAAACGAUCUUGCACUAAA